Messenger RNA from Brettanomyces nanus, 1545 nucleotides. RefSeq lists its product as uncharacterized. The coding region runs from base 1 to 1545 and encodes 514 amino acids. The record is from RefSeq and is a predicted model, not a curated record. The transcript has 2 exons. Gene Ontology annotation, molecular function: protein binding; calcium channel activity. Gene Ontology annotation, biological process: calcium ion import across plasma membrane. NCBI's taxonomy places the organism in Eukaryota, Fungi, Ascomycota, Pichiomycetes, Pichiales, Pichiaceae.
AUGCUGAAUUGGCUGAUACAGGUAUGGAUUUUGACUUUAAUACCUGUUGCCUUAGCUGCCCUAUCGGUGCAGCAUCACCAACUUAAAGAGAUCGAUCCUGAUUAUGCCAUGAAGAAAUCUGAUAUGAUGCUAUAUGAUUAUUUAAACAAAGAUCAAGAUACCAUAGAAGACUGGAUACCUGUACAGGCUUCUGUUGGCCUCAAUGACUCCAUGACGUAUGACUUCAAGGUUAAUUACUCCUCUCCCGGCCUGUCGCCAUCGUAUGAGAUCAUGGUUUUCAUUAGUUCGUCGUUAUGCAAGCUUCCCGACGGUUGGUCCUCCGAUAGCCGAAAUAAUGGGAUAAGUCUCUACUAUACAUUUAAUUCGACGGUAACAAACAUUUCGGCAAUGAAUCGACUCAAAUUUUCCAACGGGUACGUUCAAGGUAUUGCCAGUGCCGAAAAAUCAUCUGACCAUGACAACUUGUACAUUACGGUAAAGCCUGACGAAUGCACCGAUUGUUCAUCGAAUUAUACGUGGGUAUAUGAGCUUGGAAUAUCACAAAGCGACUUAGUAUUUCAGUACGAUACCGGUUCCUUGACCACUGUUAUUGAUAGUGAUUAUAAUUCUGCCGUGUUUUCUGCCGCAAAUCUUACAUUCCAAGACGAUUCCAAUUAUAGAGUGUAUCUCUAUGAUAUUGAUAGAUAUGAAGAACUACAACAAUUGAACCAAAGUUGGUGUGCGUUUGUAGAGUCAACUGGAUCUGUCAAAACAAUAAACCUAAACGAAUCGACCAUUGAGAGUGAUAAUAAUUUCUUUUCGGUUGAAGAUCUUGAAAAUUCAAGCGAUUAUACCGGCGUACUAGUUCAGUCCUAUGAUACAAUAUCGUACGGGGGUGCAGUCUACCGAAUGUUUAAUUUCUCUACAAUGAGUUCAGAAGCCUGCAAGGUUGUUUAUGGCUUGGAUUUUUGCAAAGAUGUCUCAUAUGCAGUACCUGUUUCAAAAAACUUUUCAAUGAACCUUCAGAACUCCGAACAAUUAGGCCAGGUAUAUGACGACUAUGCCAAGAGCUUGUAUCAGAAGUUUGGUUAUGCAAUGCAGCAAAUUCCAUGUGAUGCCGAUUUAGAUUCCAGAUUUUCUCCAAUACGUACAUGCAAUGACUGUGAGCAGUCAUAUAAGCAGUGGCUUUGCUCAGUUACAAUUCCACGUUGCUCUUCGGAGAGUCAUACCGGCUAUCGAGAAUACAACGCAUCAGAUGGUCGUAGUUCCUUUGUGAAAGAUACCAUAGAUCCUCCGUUAGAGUACUACGAGAUCCUUCCCUGCAUCGAGUUAUGCAAAGCAAUUGUUAGAGAUUGUCCGGCCGAUUUUGGGUUUUCGUGUCCCAUGGAGGAAGAUUUCCCUGGUAAGAGUUAUGGCCUUCCAGGCGAUGGCAGUUACGUUUCCUGUAACGAUAUUAGCAGUUCUGAUACGGGGACAUCGACAAGUGGUGCCACGAGUCUUAGUAUGGACCGGAAAAUAUUCACGUUCUGGGCUGUUAUCUCGAUACUUUUCUAUAUUCCAUUCUAA